This is a messenger RNA of Aphidius gifuensis, 2035 nucleotides long. Its product is annotated as pyridoxal phosphate homeostasis protein. Gene Ontology annotation, cellular component: intracellular anatomical structure. The transcript is spliced from 4 exons. Bases 88 to 855 code for a protein of 255 amino acids. NCBI's taxonomy places the organism in Eukaryota, Metazoa, Arthropoda, Insecta, Hymenoptera, Braconidae. Gene Ontology annotation, molecular function: pyridoxal phosphate binding. The record is from RefSeq and is a predicted model, not a curated record.
UGUUGGUAUUUAACAUGACAUUUGACAAUAACACUCUACAAGUUAGGUUAUAAAAUUAAUUUUUAACAAUUUUUAAUAACAAUUUGGAUGGUUCAAUUAACAAAAAUAAUAAGAAUGUCUGAAAUUGCAAAAAAUAUAAAACUUGUUGAAGAAAAAAUAUUAAAAGCAUGCUCCAAACGAUCACCAGAAUUUGAAAAUAUAAAACCUCGUUUAGUUGCAGUGUCUAAAAUAAAACCUGCAAGUUUAAUUAUUGAUGCAUAUGAAGCUGGACAAAAGUAUUUUGGUGAAAAUUAUGUCAAUGAAUUGGUUGAUAAAUCAAAUCAUCCUGAUAUUUUAACAAGAGACAUACGUUGGCAUUUUAUUGGUCAUUUACAAAGAAAUAAAGUUAACAAGGUAUUAUCAGUGCCAAAUUUAUUUAUGAUUGAAACAGUUGAUAAUGAUAAAUUAGCAACAGCAAUUAAUUCAAGCUGGCAAAAAUAUAGAAAACAAGAUGAUCAUAAAAUUAAUGUCAUGGUUCAAGUCAACACAAGCAAUGAACCAGAAAAAAGUGGUUGUAAAAUUGAAGAAACAUCUGCUCUUGUUAAACACAUACUAGAAAAUUGUAAAAAUUUAAAAUUUUCUGGAUUAAUGACUAUUGGAGCUUAUGGAUAUGAUCCAUCAAAUGGACCAAAUCCAGAUUUUUUGUCGUUAAAAAAAUGUCGAGAAAUUGUAUCAAAUGAACUUAGCCUUGACAUAAAUAACAUUGAAUUAUCAAUGGGAAUGUCAACAGAUUAUGAACAUGCUAUUGAAUUGGGCAGUACAAAUGUUCGUGUUGGAAGUGCAAUAUUCGGUGAAAGACCACCAAAAACUCUGUAAAUUAAAAAAAAAUAAUACAAAUAAAAAUUAACCCUUCUUGAAUUAGCUAAUAUUUAUUAUUUCUGUCUAAAAAAAAAAUUUAUUUUCAACACAAUUUGAAUUUCCCCGCGUUUACAAAAUGGCUGUAAUGGCGUAAAAACAGCGGCAAAAUUUAAAAAAUUAUAGCGUUUGCAUAAAAAUAAAAAAAAUGGCUGAGUCUCUCCCCCACUGUUUUUAUUUCCAAGAAUACCACCAAUGCCAUCUUUAAACUUUGUUGCAUUCAAUGACGUCAGUAGUUGAGCAACUUCACAGAAUGAUACAUUAUAUCUCUAAAAUAACAAAAAAAAAAAGUCUAUUAAUAUUAAUAAUAUUAAAAAAUCAUUAAUCACAAUAUAAAACAAUAAAAAACAUCAUUAUCAUAGUCUCCAAAAACUCAGUAGUAUAAAACAAUCGUCCAUAAAGUUUCUAAAUAUCCAAAAAACUUUAAUCUUUUUUUAUUUAAAUAAAAACAAUAAAAAUAUAAUAAUAAUAAAGUUUAAAGUUGGCUAUUCUGACAAUUGAUUGGUAUAUUUUUUAACCAGUGUUUUGUGUAUGUGUGUCAAUUUGUGUUGAAGUUUAAUUCUCGCAAUCUUACAUACCACAUAUUGUAAAUAUUUUUUUUAUUUACCUUAUUAAAAACAACGUGACAAAAUUGUCAUUAAAACAAUAAAAAUUAAUUUUUUUAUGACAAUAUAUUAAGUUUAUUUAAUUAAUAAAAAAAAAAAUUUUAUAAAUAAAUAAUAGUGUGUGUAUAUAAAAAAAUUCAAGUGUGUGUGUCAAGUGAAAAAAAUAUGCAGCUCUCUUUUUUCAUCUUGGACCAUUAAAGAUGAUUUUUCUUUCUCUCAUUCGUUGAUUGGGGGCCUUUUUUUUUUUACUACUAGUACUACGCAUACAAACACACACAUAUAUGUAGCUUGUAAUAAUAAGCGGUAGUAAAAAAAAGAAGGAGAGAAAAAGGAAUAAAAAAGUUUCAGAAGAAGCACAAGCAGCAAGACCAAAUGGAAUAAAAAAAAAAGGAAAAAUAGGACGGGUUCUUGGUUUAAGCUGUUGCUUCUGCUGAUGCUGUUUCUUUUAGCUUGUGCUGUUUAUCGUUUUCUUGUGUAUUAACUAUAUAUAUUUAUAAUAUUGUGUGUAAGAUUGUGUAGACUUGGCUGCAUUGCGG